Molecule: messenger RNA, 2409 nt
Organism: Phlebotomus papatasi
Lineage: Eukaryota; Metazoa; Arthropoda; Insecta; Diptera; Psychodidae
Product: 5'-3' exonuclease PLD3-like
Exons: 6
Coding region: 556-2088 (510 amino acids)
Molecular function (GO): catalytic activity
Source: RefSeq, a predicted model, not a curated record
CUGUUUUUUGUGCCUUUUGCUUAAUGUCUAUUUUGUAAUGUUGUGAAACGUAAUUUAUGUAUAAUGUGCUUCUUUCCUGAAUGCGAUGAGGAUAUGUAUAUGUAUUUGUUUUUUUCCUCUAACAUGGUUUUCUAAGCUUAUCGUGCAGCAUAAAUAAUUCAUAAAAUUUUCCCUCCAAACCAAUUGAGACAUUUUGCGCGCCACUUUCUCAUCAACUAGCAUGCUAUUGCUGAUAUGAGGUAACCUCACACCGCCUGCUUUUUACUUGGAGACUUUCCAUGGAGACUUUGUCCAUUGUCCAUCUGCGGCGCCGCGUCCACAUUCACGCUCUUUUCCGCGCUUUUCUUUCAAUUUCAAACACUCUCAGCCGACACUCAGCGUCGCGUCGUCGAUGAGAACACAUUUAAUCAAAACAAAAACCAUGAAAUAAUCUCUCUCACGCUUAAACGCAAAUUUAUUCACUAUCUCUAGAAGGAAAUUUUGGGAGUUUUGUUUGUGUGGCUUAAGUGUCAAAGUCAGCUGUUUUUUGUUCGCAAAAUUCGCGAUCCCGGUGAUAUGAAACCACAGAUCAACGUCUUCGAUGCUGACGAAAGCGACAAGAAGAGCACGGUGCUGGAGAGCAACACAAACACGGCGCAAGAUGACGACUUUGAGCUGUGGGAUCAACACAGCGAGAUGCUGCGGGAGCAACAGGGCCCAAUGUGGGGCCAUAACUCCUGGUGCAAGCCCUCAUGCAUCCCAAUAUCAGUAAUUCUUAUACUCAUCGUAUUAGUGGUGCUAUUGCCAUUGCUAGAUCAUUCUAAUGAAAAAUCCGCCAGCCGCCUCAACGACUCAUCCUUUCUCUGCCAGGAUACUUGCAACAUUCAACUGGUGGAGAGUAUUCCCGAAGGUCUUACGUAUCCGGCAGGCAGUGCAUCUUUUAUGAGUACAUUUGAUGCCUGGCAGAGUCUUCUGAGUCUGGCCAACAGAACCAUCGACAUUGCGAGUUUCUACUGGACCCUACGCAGUGCCGAUGUGUUCAAUCACUCGUCCUCAUGGCAGGGCGAACAAAUCUUCCAGCAGCUCUUGGUGGCCGGCACCAAGCGCAGCAUUGCCAUUCGCGUUGCCCAAAGCUCUCCAACUCAGGCUCAACCCAACAUUGACACUGAGAUAUUGAUCAAGCGAGGAGCUGCUCAGGUGCGUUCAGUGAAUUUUCCACGGCUCCUGGGCGGUGGAGUACUCCACACGAAAUUGUGGAUUGUUGAUGGACAGCAUCUAUACUUAGGAAGCGCCAAUAUGGACUGGAGGUCCUUGACACAGGUCAAAGAAUUGGGUGUCCUCGUGACGAACUGCACGUGUUUGGCCACAGACAUGGCGAAAAUCUUCAAUGUGUAUUGGGACAUGGGAGAGGAUAGUGCGCAAAUACCUGACAAAUGGCCAGAUUCGUAUGCCACCAAAUACAAUUUCGACACGCCGCUUCGCAUGAAUUUCAACAAUUCCCAAUUUAGCUCAAAUAUUUUCUUCUCGAGUUCACCACCACCAAUGAGUCCUUCUGGUCGUGAGGAGGAUGUCGAUGCCAUUGUUAAAAUAAUCGCACAUGCCGAAAAGUUCAUCCAUGUCGCAGUUAUGGACUACUUCCCGCUCACAAUUUACACGCCAAAAAUACAAUUUUGGCCGCAGAUAGAUAAUGCUUUGCGCAAGGCAGCCAUUGAAAAUAAAGUUUCUGUGAAACUGCUUAUAUCAUGGUGGAAUAAUUCCCGUCCUGCUGAAGAUUACUUCCUGCGUUCUCUAGAAGACAUCUCUAAUACCUAUCAGAAUGUUGACAUUCAGAUCAAACGCUUCAUUGUGCCAUCGUCCGAAGAUCAGGCAAGAAUUCCUUUUGCUCGUGUCAAUCACAACAAAUACAUGGUCACGGACAAUGUGGCCUUUGUGGGCACAUCCAAUUGGUCCGGAGACUACUUCAUAGACACCGCAGGAAUUGGCUUUGUCCUGAUGGAUUCCUCAAAUGAGCACACCAAUGGCAAUGAGAGCGAGAGCUUGAGACUCAAUUUAGCAGCAAUAUUCGACAGGGACUGGAAUAGUCCCUAUGCUGUGGACUUAAUUAAGUGACCUUCCUAAAAUAUUCCCUGAGAAUAAUACAGCUUAAUAUCCUCCACAAAGAUUAAAAAAAAAACGAUAUAUCCAACGAUUUAAGAACGAUUUCGACACGAUUUAGUGGUUAGAAUAGUUAGAAUAAUUGUAUAAAUUGAGCGUGUUUUGAAUUUUAAAAUAAUCCUUUUAUCCGAAAACCCUUUAAGAAAAAAAAAACUCAAACACCUUUUUUACCUUUUUGCACUCGUUAUCAACAAAUUAUUGAUAUUUUAUCCUUCUCUUUUUUGUCCCUCUCUGCUGUAAAAAUGCUGAUUUUAAUAAAAGAGACACAAAAUGAAA